AUGUCACGCCAGAACAGGCAUCACCAGUCAUGUCGCGAGCUCCACGUCGUAGUGCUGGGCGCUGCCCAAUUCGUUCACAAUGAGUGGAUUGAGAGCUACGAUCCUACUAUUGAGGACACAUACCGGACGCAGUUGCAGGUUGACGGACGCCAAGUCGUCUUGGAAAUUCUUGACACUGCGGGCACAGAGCAGUUUGUUGCCAUGCGUGAUCUUUACAUGAAGUCCGGCCAAGGAUUCAUUUUGGUCUUCAGUAUCACCUCGUCCUCGUCGAUGACCGAGAUCGAGAUGCUGCGCGAGGAAAUCACUCGUAUCAAGGAUGAUGACAACGUCCCUAUCGUCAUUGUUGGCAACAAGGCCGACUUGGAAGAGCAGCGGUCUGUACCAAGACAAAGGGCUUUCGCAUGCUCACAAAUGUGGGAUGCGCCCUACUAUGAGACGAGCGCCAGGACCCGAACCAACGUCGAUGCUGUGUUCAUAGAUAUCUGUCGCCAACUUCUCAUGAAGGACGAGAAGUUCCAAAGCCAGGCCGCCCACGAAGACGAUGAGCACGACAACGAGAAGAAUCCCGGCCUUAUGGGAUUUGCCAAGCGGAAACAUCGGCGAAGGAGGCGUCCCGACGGCCACCGAUGCGUGAUUUUGUGA
This is a messenger RNA of Colletotrichum spaethianum, 642 nucleotides long. RefSeq names its product RCC1 repeat-containing protein C10F6.04. Gene Ontology annotation, molecular function: GTP binding; GDP binding; GTPase activity. Gene Ontology annotation, biological process: signal transduction. The transcript has 7 exons. Gene Ontology annotation, cellular component: plasma membrane. Lineage: Eukaryota; Fungi; Ascomycota; Sordariomycetes; Glomerellales; Glomerellaceae. The record is from RefSeq and is a predicted model, not a curated record. Bases 1 to 642 code for a protein of 213 amino acids.